AAAUAAUAAUAAAAAAAGGAACGGUGACAUGAGUCAUCACCAACGUCUCUCUGCUUAAAUUCACAUACACCACUCACUCUCUCCAUAAAAAAAAAAGAAAAAAGGAAAAGAGAAAAGUUGUAUAGUUUUUCCUCCCCCACCUUCCUUCCUUCUUCGCCACCCACACAAAACGACAACCACCGCUGCUCCCCUUUCCACUUCCAUCAUUGCUAACACCUCCACGUAACCGUUCUCCGUCCGCAACCCAUCUUCAUCAUUCACCUCCACCGCAAAAACCCACACGCCGGCGGACUCAAACAACCACACAACACACAUCGCCGACAAAAAUCCUUCUCCAACCGCCGUGAUCUAAAGCCGACGAACACCACCGUCGCAACGCCCUUCUUCCGCUUCACCCUCACAAACCCUCCUUCUCCGAAUCUCCUUCGCCAACAAGAAAAAUCCGACCGCCGUACCACCACACACGCGACUCGCAUCUCCGAUCUACUUUUCCAUUUCGAUUUCAACUUCACCCUUUUCCACCAUCACAGUUUCACCAUUACAUACCCUUGAAACCACCUUCAAUCUAUUCAAUCUAUAUUGCUACUAGUUCGCUCACCUUCAUUUGCAUAUACUAGUUGUGGACCGGUCAUAAGCUUCAACUCGCAUCACUGCUCAUGAGAAGGAGAAAUAUCUAUUACUGUUAUGUGAACUCUAGUGCAGGUUAAAAAAAGCGGAGCGUAAGCAAGGAUUUGGCCUUUUAGAUGUUCGUAAAAAGCGGAAACCACAAUAGCACAUGACUUAAUUCUCUACAUCAAGGAGGCGGUGCGUGUUGGAUUCAAUUGAAGUUUCGGCGUGCCCAAUAUCGCAACAACAUUGACAUCAUUUGACAACGUUGGUAACACUUUGAAAGAUUAAUUUUUGUGAUUGAGUUUUUAAUUGUUAGAUUAGGUGUGAUUUAGUGAUGAACUGUGUUGUUGUCUUGUGAACCUUGCGAGCGUUCACGUAAUAGGUUGCUGUUUUCUUAAAACUUUUCUUAAAACUUCGAAAGGUGAAUUUUUCUUAACUGUGUUGGUAUCUUCUAACUUCGAAAGUUGCUAUUUUCUAAAAACUUUUCUGCGUUACCAUGUCGUAUUGAUGGUGCGGAGCUGCUAUUUUGCUUUUAUUUUCGCUGCCGGUAUAGCCGGGUUCAAUAGGUGGUUUUCACUCUGUUGAUUUUUCUUUCAGCAUAUUUAUGUAAUGUCAAAGUUUUUUUUAUGUCAUUUUCAUUCUGUGAGUUCUAUUUUUGAUGAAUGGUUUGCUGCUACAUUACUCUGUUACAUCUUGAAAUUGGUUUGUUUAGCUUUUUUUUUCUUUUUUUUCCGGUGAUAUUGUAGUAACCUUUGGUGAGCUGCUAUUUUUUCCAUUGCAUUUUGAAAACUGGGUUUGGUUUGCAGAGUCGACAUUAUUUAUAAGCCAGCAUACCGCAAAUUGUUUUUCUCUCUUCAGAUACGUUAGUGUAAAGUUGAUGCUUUUUUCUCUCUUCAGAUACGUUAGUGUAAAGUUGAUGCGUCCCUCCUGAGUUUCGGCCCACCUUUUUGCCUUUUCUAUUAUGCGCCUUAGCAGGCUUUGGUGGCCUUCCGGGCCCAUUUGUUUUCAUAUAUCUCCUUAUUUUAUUUUGGUUAGCAUACGUGUAAGUUGCUGAAUUUACUUGAUUUAAACAUGAGUUUUUUUUUAAAAAAACUUUAUUAUCAUAAUUUGUCUAAUAAUCAACUUAAUUAAUUAAUAUAUUUUAAAUAUAAUUUAGAUAAUUUAUCCACCCUCUUUUUAGAGAUCUGUACGAAGUAUUAUUUGUGCUUGAUUUUUCAUGUGUAUAAAUUGAUUGGUUUCACAUGAGUGGUAUGUUACAAAUCACGAUAAAUCAUUUCACAAUUCCAUCGGUUACUUAUGCCAUUUCCACUCUAAUCAAAUUAUUUAAUUAAUUAAAUUUUGUUUAGUUAGUUAAUUUGGAUUAAUUAAUUUUAAUUAACCUGAUUAUUUGAUCUAAUUAAAUAAUUUUGGUAAUUAAUUUUAAUUACCUUAAUUAGUCGAUUUAAUCGAAUUUUAAUAAAUUAAUAAUUAAAUAUUGAUUGAUUUCUUCCAUUAUCAUUUCAUAAUACACACUCGAUUUCAUUCAAUUUCAUCAUCAAUCCAAAACCACAAAUAAAUCGCACAAUUCUCGAUUCAAAGUUGAUCCCAUUUACAAACACCUUUGUAAGUCGAUUGUUUUUAAGCAUCGUCAUCAACCUCACAUAGCUUACUCUUGGGUUUUCUUACAAUGAGACCUAUUCGAUUUUAAUUAAUCGAGUAGAUGAUUGAUUCACUAAAUAAAAAUCCAAUUUAUCCGCAAAUACAAAUCCAAAUCUCGAUCUAAUGUCGAUUAUUUUUAUUCAAAUCAAAUUAAAAUACACAAUCAUAAUUGAGUACCCUUUCAUUUGGAAAUGAAAAGGGGAAUGGUUUUGAGUUUUCAAUUCCUCUCCUCGAUUAUUUGAAUACGAGUUCUCUUACUCGGUUAGUCAAAUAGUUGUCAUUUCUAUCCAUUUAAGCACAAUCAAACCGAAACAUUUUUGUAAUAAGAAAUGAAAAGGGAGAUGACUUUGAGUUUUCAACUUCUCUCCUCAACUGUUUGAAUACGAGUUCUCUUACUCGGUUAGUCAAAUAAUUGUCAUCUCUCUUAAAGACUUUCCUAACUCGUUUAAAUCAAACUAUUUCAUAAUAACGAAAUAAAAAAGAAGAUGACUUUGAGUCUUCAACUUCUCUCCCAAUUGUUUGAAUACGAGUUCUCUUACUCGGCCAGUCGAACAAUUGUCAUUUUUCCACCAACUUAUACUGUAAGUCAAAUCAUUUCAUAAUAAACUGUACGAAAAGGGAGAUGGUCUUGAGUUUUCAAUUCCUCUUCUCAAAUGCUUGGAUAUGAGUUGUCUUACUCAGUCAUUCAAGUACUUGUCGUUUAUUCUAAAAAUACAUCAACCAUACACAACCUUAUUUUCAUCACUACUAAGGACGAAAAAGAAAACGGUCUAGAGUCUUCUAUUCCCUUUUCCGAUUAUUAGGAUACGAGUUGUCUCACUCGGCUAUCCGAGUAUUCGUCAUCCAUUCAACAACACAUUAACUAUUAUCAAAACCUUUUAUAAUUAAGGAGGAAAAAGAAAGUGGUCUAGAGUUUUCUAUUUCCUUUCCCAAUUAUCAGGAUACGAGUUGUCUUACUUGACUAUCCGAGUAAUCGUCAUCCAACAAAAAUAUCUCAACACAUCAAAUUUAUCUGUCCUCGCCCCGUGCGAUCGAAACCAAUCAAACAUAUUAAUCCAACUUGUCACCUCCGUGUGAUCAAAACUCUUUUCAAAAAGAACAUUGUUAAUCCUUUCUAAUGCGCACAACAAACCAAUGCUUAAGCCUCCGCCGAGAGUAGACAAGCCAACGUUUAGCCUUUAGGAUGCGAUCCAAACAGUUGUUCAUUAAAAAACACCAACCAACCGUAGUUCCUCGAACUACGAAUGCUCUGAUUUCCUUAUUAUACCAUAAGGAUACGUAGGCAGGAGAUUGCUAUAUCUUCCCGAGCACACUAAUAAAAAACCUCCCUUUUCUCCUUUCUGAGGUUCUGAUCCGUUUCUUUUUUUAAAAAUAAUUUUAUAACCUAAAGAUAACAAACAAACAUAAAUUAACACUCGAAACACACAUUAGAACUAAAAGGUUCCCGUUGAGUACAAUGGACGUAAGGGGUGCUGUAGCACCUCAAAUUUGCACCUAUCAUUGUACAUACAUUUUCAUAUUAGGUCAUAGCAUAUCAUGGUCCAUUGCAUAGCAUUGCAUUGCCUCUUUUGCUUCAAGAGCAAGCAAGUCAAGAAAUUAGGUCAAACUGAUCAGAAGAUCAGUCAACCAAGCAAGCAAGCACAAUUCUCAAGGAGCCAAGGCCCUAGGGUUUGUCCAACAAGUUCACAUGACUUGGAGGUCCAUUUGAAGUGUUCAAGUCAAGGGUUGAAGGCUCAGAGGUCAUCAGUUCAUACACAGACAGUCAAAAACCCUAAGACAGUCAACAGUCAGUCAAAGCUGUGGAUGGUGGCCAUUCUUGUGGAAUUUGGGCACCAUGAUCAAUAAUCAAGAGUUCAUACAACUUGAGACAUUAUUUGAAGUCAAGUUCUCAAGGAAUUAGGGUUUGGAAUUCAUCAGAAGAGGUUCAGUCAGGCAGAAACCCUAAAAGUCAACUGUUGGUCAACUGUCCAUUUAAUCAGUGAUUUGAUGAUGGGAUUUGGUUUGAGAGAGUUUAUUCAUGUCCAAAUAGGCCUCAUAUAUCAUGUCAAACACCACCAUGGAAGAAUUUGAAGCCAGAUCAGAAAUUUCCAAAAAUGGAAACUGGACCUGUAACUGAAACUUACCAAAAAUGGAAAGUCUUGAUCCUCAAACUUACAUCAUGAUACAAGCUUCAAAUGAAUUUUUGCCCAACAUGAAAGUUGAAGAUCUUGUUCUCCCAUUUCCAAAAAGUCCAAGAACUCUCAAUUCCCAUGUGUGGUUGGCAAGUUAUGAUCGAAUCGAUUUCAGAAAAUCUUGAACUUCAAAAGGCCAUAUCUCUCAAACCGUUUGGCCAAUUUUGGUGGGGUUUUUUCCUACAAGUCACAUUUGAUCCCCUCUUUCCAAAAAUAUAAAUUUCAUGAGCCAAAACUUCACCAAUCAAAAUGGCAUUUUUUGACUUAUCUCAUUUAAAUUCAAGUUUGACCAAGGGUUGACUUUUUGAAAUAAUCAUCUUUGAACCAUUUGGCCAAUUGAAAUAGCUCAGAAAUGUCAUUUAAAAUGUGUUUGCAAGCUCAAUUAUGCAGUACAUGUGGCCAUUCUUUAACUUGUUUGAAAUUUGGACAAAAGGUACACUUUCACCAUGCUACUCCAUACUAUCCACCAUACCUUGCUUAGUACUCUCAAAUAGCAGACCUUAUGCAUCAUUUCUCUGUCAUUUUGAAACCUCAUUGUGCAGCCAUAACCAACAGAAAAAGGUCAUACCUAGUUGCUUGAAAAUGGGCAAAAGGACACUUUCAUCCAUACUUCCAUGGACCUUGCUUUGUACCAUGACAUAGCAGCCUUGUUCAUCAAUUUUUCUGUCAUUUUUUGAGUACACUACUAGCUGCCAACUUCACUCAUGCUGAAAACUCCUGUGGUGCAUUUUUCAUUUUUCUGUCCAAAAAACUCCAAAGUUACAACCCUGCCUUGCCACAGAAGCAACUUUUCAACAGCAGGUUUGGUGUUGGAUUUUCUGUCAUUAGAGGACAGCAACAGCAGCCAACAUAACAAGAGGAACAAAACCACCUUCACUCACUCCCUCAAGAAUGGACCUUGCUUGGCAUUUGUCUAAAAUCUGUCAAGACUCCCAAAGUGAAAAGCAUUACCUAACCACUAAGCAACAUCCAACAGCAGACCUGAUGCAGCAUUUUUCUAUCAUUUUGAAAUUCAAUUGCAGCCUCUAACCACACAAAUCCUCACUCUCUCUCAUUGGACAUUCUCUCUCAAAAUUGCCAAUGCUGUUCAAAACAACCAGCAACACAAAACAGCAGGGCUUUUCAUCAUGUUUCUAUCAUGAGUAACACUUAGCAGCCAUCAAACAUAACACAACCAAACCUCACUGAUGCUAAAAUCCUCACUCUCUCUCAUUUGGCAUUUUGGACAAAAUUGCAAAUUCAGUUCUAAACAACAAGCAACAUAAAACAGCAUGUCCUUUCCUCAUUUUCCUGUCAUGUGAAACCAGUUGCAACCAACACAAACCAUUUGGGCCAAGGCAAAAAAAAAAAGCCAUUGUUCACUCAUUCUAAAAACUCACCUUGCUUUGCAUUUUUAAAAAAAACUCAGUCCAAACACAAAAGGAACCAGACCUGGCCUUGGCUUGAGGCAAUAUUUUCCACCAUUUUGCUGUCAAAGAAACCAGCUGCAGCCAACCAUCCAACAGCAGAAACCCUUGCUCACACUCAUUUCUCUCAAGCUUCAUCUCUUGCUCAUGAUGAACUGAACCUGCCUUGCUUAACACAAUAUCUCCUCAUCAUUUUUCUGUCAAAAAAAUGAAACCAACUAGCAGCAGCCAUGACACAUGAGAAGACAGAAAUCACUCAUUCAUCUUGCUUUGGCAUUUAGCAUUACCUGUCAAACUUCCAAAAAGAAACAAAACCUGGCACUGCUAUUUCACUAUCCAUUUCAUCAUAGGAAAUCAUUAGCUGCAACCAUCAAACACAUCAAACCAGGAUUCAUUCAUCACUCAUCCUAAAAACCUUCAUUUUAUGCAUUUCCAAAAAGCUGUCCAAGAACCUCCAAAAGAACCCAGCCUUGUAUUGUGUUCUCACCAUCCAAGCAUCAUCUUAGACUCAUGGCAAGCAUCAUCCUUCAUCUGUAAACUCCUUUUCCACUGCUGCUUUGAAAGGACAUCAUCCAUGGCAGAAAUUGUUUGAGCUCAUUCCAAGCAUCCACAAGCCAAAGCUCUUCAACCAAUCAACACUUGGAAGGCCUUGCUUCAUCUGUCUCACCAUUAAAAGGCCAAAACCACACUGUUUCUCAUUCUGCUUCAAUUUUUGGUAUGGAUUCGACCCCCCCCCCCUUUUGUUUAAUUAUUACAUGCUUUCAAAAGGUCUUUCAAUGUUGAGUUUAGUGAUGUCUUUAUUUUUGAAAAUGGUUAAGUAUGUGUGGAGUUAUGCUGUUUGGAAGUUUGAUGAUGCUUAUUUACUUUGCUCGAUUCUUGGCUUGUAUGGUGUUUUAAUGGAAAUCAAUGAUGGAUUCAUGUUUGUCAUUGCUUGCUGGUCACUUGGGUAUAAUCGAUUUUGAUUUUUGGGAAAGUUUGUAAAAUUCGAUUGAAAGAGGGAUGAAGAUGCUGAAACCCUAAUUACCAAAUGCAUUUCCCAGAUUUUCUUCAUCAUUUCCACAUGCAUGGCAUGGCUUUCCUCACCAACCAAUGAAAACAUUUCCUUUUAAUGGCCAAAACGACCGUGUUUAGAUAAGUGACCCAGGGAAUUACAAAAAUGCCAUCCUUGCUUUAUUAAUCCAAAUUAAUUUCACAUUUUAAUCACCAAUCUUGCAAAAAUCAUAAAUGCUUCAAUUUUAAUCCAAUUUGAAUGGGAUUUUUUGUGUUGUGUUCAUCAUGAUCUCUACUUUUUUAUCAUUAUUUUUCCAGAAUUUUUGGAUGAGUAGUUUUUAAAUGGCCUUAGGGUUUGUGACAUGUAUGCAAAUAUUAUACACUUUGCCAAAUCAAUUGUGAAAUGAUGAGGAUGUAUCCAAUGGUUCCCAAAUUUUUUGUGCUUAAACUAGACACAUUCAUGGUGAUUUUGGUGUAGAGUUUGUGAAUUUAUCAUUUGUGGUUUGUGAGUUAUGAUUUUUUGAAUUAGGGUGUGACAAUUUGUGUCACACCAUUGAUGUCCAACUUGAUGAUUUUCAUUACCAUGCUUCUUGACCUCCAAUUGAUCUGAUUUUUUGCAUGAACCUACUCUUGUAUGUCUAGUUUACAUGUGAUUUUUUAUUGGAAUUAUUUGAAGCAUUUUCCUAAUUGUUUGAGAUUUUCUCCCCUGCUUGGUCAUAUGUUGACUUCUUGUGACACAUGUUCCCAUUUCAUUUGUGAAAUUCUCAUACUUUGUUAGAUGGACAUGAAAUUUUACAUGAGAUAACUAGACAUCCUCAUCUUUACCAUGGUUUUGAUCCCAUUCAUUUCUCAUACACCAUCUCUGACUUAUGAUUUUUCUAAGUUGAUGCAUGUUUGGGUGACUCCUUUGAGCAUGUUCAAAAUUGCUUUGACUUUCUGAUUUUCAUUGACUGCCUUCCACUUGUCCAAAUGAGAUGAAAUUUGACAUGCUUACCAUGCUGUGGAUUGUGAUUGAUCAUGAUUUAUUUGAUGAUUUUUGGAAAUGUUUAGGAUUGCUUUUGAUUCAAGUCUUGCUGUUGACUUCUAUGAGCUUCUAAAUGCCAUGUUUUGAUUUCUUUUGUUCAUAAAAUGAUGAUGAUGAUUGAUAUGAAUGUGAACCCAAUUGGUUGUGUCUCUUAAUGGUUUGAACAUGAUUUUGGACACUCAUCCUUUGCUGUUUUGACUUUUUCAUUCUCUUUUGACCCUAGGCUUGUCCUAGUGGUCCUGUUACUCACUUUUAAGCUUGUGUUUUCAGGUUGACCAACAAAUGACCAAUGAGACUAAUUCUUUUUGAUUGGGCUUGCCUAAAUACCAUGACUAACUUGUUUGUUUUGUAGGUGCUUUUAGUUGCUUAGUUCCUUGUGAACUUUUUGCUUUGCUUUGCUUGCAUAAGCAAUUUGCAUUGAGGUUCCAGUAAUUCAACCGGUGCGCAUAGCUUGUCUGUUCAGAUAACCUGCUGGGAGUCAACAAAUUCAAGCUGAUGGAUCUUCUCAACGCCGAUAUCCUUGAGCUGAAAGGGAUGAUGAAGGACUUGUUCAGUGUUGUGCAAGGGCUUGCCUUGGGACAGAAAGCCAUGUCUGAGAGAUUGGAAAAGAUUGAGAAAUGGCUGAUAGUAAAGAAGGUUCAGGGGAAGGCUCCGUCCUCCGAAGUGAACAAACCUUCUGGUACUGUAGCAAGGAAAUCCUCCGACAGUGGUCCAUUCAAGAAGAAGGUUGAGCCAGUUGGUGUGCCCGCAAAGAAAGAACGUGGUAAAGAUCGUUAUCACCCUUACGCUACCACUGUAUCCACUCCUGUCAGCAAAUCACCUGUUCAACAGCAACAACUGCCACCUCCACAGAAGACACCGAGGGUUGAAAGCCAGGUGAAGAAGAAGAAAGAGGAUCGUCAGUUUGAGGAACCACCCGUGACAUACGCCCAUCUGUUCCAAAGGUUGAUGGAUCUUGCUUUAGUACGGCCAAGGAUAUUGAUUCCCAUAGAACGGCAGAAGAGGCCACCAAACUAUGAUGAGAAGGCCAAGUGCGAGUUUCACUCUGGGGCACCCGGACACAACAUUGAGGGCUGUAGAGCUUUUAAGCAUGUCGUCCAGGACAUGGUGGACUCUGAGACCAUUAACUUGGCCCAGAUUAUGAAGGGGGAUAUCAACCCUGCGCCCAGAAGGGGUCCUGUAAAAGUCAAGAUGGUGAAGAAGGCCAAGAAAGGAUUGAAGAUGACUGAGGAGGAUCAGCUAAAGGUUCCAAUGGCUGUGGUCCCAAAACCUCUGGAGCAGGAUGGAGUUUUCCCUGUUAGUGAUAAUUCUUGUGCGAUCGUCACCAUAGAGGGAAGUGGAUUGAUGAAAGACACGACCCAAAAGAUGAAGGAAGUAGAAAUGGACGAUGUAAGGUGCGGAGCACCCCGUCUGGCAGUUGAAACCGUCCAGGUAGAGAAGGCCCUUGUUGCUGAGAAAGAGAAGAAGUUGUCCAUUUCUUCUUAUAAACAAGCUCUGGAAGUGGUGAGAAACAAAGAGGCGCAAGGCUGGGGAAGGAUCAUUGACAUCGUGAUAAAAGCAGACAUGUUUGGGGUCGGAUAUCAGCCGGAUUUAGAGUCGUCUAGACCAAACAGAGGAUGUCGUCCGCCGUACACCUUCGUCAGUGCAAGGAUGUUGGGUCCUGGUCAUGCCCGUUCAGUGGUUGAAGAUGUUGACAGCAACCGCGAGCUUGAGGCGUGGAUAAAGUCGUGCGUACCAGGCAACUGGAAGGCCUCCAAAAGCAUCACUGUCACUCAUCCAGGAGUGUAGUAUUUCUGUGUUUUAAUCUUGUUUGCAUGAAAGCCGUACGUUUUGCCCGAAGCGUACUGGUCCAUUGUAAGGGCCACCUCAUGUGUUUCAUUUUGCAACAUUUUGCAUCAGUAAUAAAUGGAUGUUUUUUGUAAUUAAAGGCGGCGUUCCCUGUUUUUCACUUUUUGCAGUUUUAAAAAAAUAAAAUAAAAUGGCAAUGUUUUUAUUCUCUUUCCUUUCGAUUCAUUUGGUUCCGACCUUAAAAGUGAUUCUCUCGAGCUCAUCGAUAACAAUUUGGUUACACCUUUAUAGGACUUCGACAAUCCAAGCUAUCAUGCCGAAGAAGAAGGCGCAGAAGAUCGUGAUCAGCUGGAAUUAGCCAGGUUGUUGAAACAAGAGGAGAAGGUGAUUCAACCGCACGAGGAGUGAUUCAAGAUUGUUACUCCAAGCUCCGCCGAGGUUAGAAAGCAAAAGCUGAGGCCGACAAAGGACGAGAAAGAGAGAAGGUGUGAAUAGACUAUCAAGAUGCGAGCAGAGCUAAUCAGAAAGAUGCAUUCCCGGUACAUCACAAUGAGGUAUUGGUUGAUUAUAUGGCUCAGGUCUCAGUGUUUAUCUUCGUGGAUGGCUUCUUGGCCAAGACCAGAUUGAAUUGUUGCCAGAUGAUAUGAAGUAAGCCAUGUCCAUCACACGAGGGGCACCUUCUUGUUCUAAGUUGAUGUCGUUCCGUCACAUGAGGCCGGUGCCACGUAUCAGAAGUCUACGGUGACUUUGUUUCAUGAUAUGAUUCAUCGUGAAAGCAAAUGCCAUGUUGAUGACAUGAUGACAAAGUCCCAAGCAGAACAGGGGCAUCCGGUAGACUGGGGCAAAGUUGUUUGAAUCAGUGCACCUGUGGAGUGUUGUCCAUCAAGCUACCGAGGCUUGUUGUGAGCGAAUCAGAGGAAUCGAGGUCAAUCCUGCUAAAAAAAAAAAAAAAAGAGAUAAAUUGCAGGAACCUCUGAUUCUGAUACCUCAGUGAAAGAGAUAACUGUUAAUCCGGUACUUGAUAACCCUCGAGAGGUCUACGAGGUGCGUAUUGAGUCAGCAUGACUAGUCUUGUCGAAAAGAGUAUGCAAUUUACCUAAGCAAAAAGUUUAUCGACCGUGAAACAAUACACUCACUGUUCGAAAAAACUUGAUGUACUUCGGCAUAGGCUGCUCGCCGACUGAGACAGUGUAUGCUGAUUCAUACCACUUUGUGGAUGUCCAAAAUGGAUCUGAUCAGAUAUGUGUUUGGAAAGCUAGCAGCAACCCGUGGAAGGUCAUCAACCAAGGAAGUUUGAGGUCCCUGAUGAGGACAUCUCGAGGUACUCAAAUCGAAAGAUUGGGAGUGACUGAUCCCGGAGGAGGGGUCUGACCCCGAAUCCGAACGGAUUCCGAUGUCUGAGGGGGAAAGAGAUGAGGUGAAUAAGUUAGUGCUUCCCGGAUCCCAGUUGGUUGCACCAACAAUGGUGGCUGAACAUAAAGUCUGUAUCCUGGAUAUUGAACCUAGGGAUGUGCAUCUACCUGGGACAGUGUCUUCCUCACGGAUGUAUGAGAAACCAGAGAACGCUAAAUGGAUAAAGACUCAGAAUGACACGUUGAGUCCAACCGAGGGAAGGGCUGACAGUUACUUGUCAUAGGGCAGUUGUACCCAGUGAACGAAGCAUGUUGUUAACCAAGAAGUAUGACCUCGCGCGUACCACGUGGAAGAAUUGGUUGAAAAGGAUCCUUCCUCCUCAAAGACGAUUGUGGGGCAAAUGGACAAACAGUUAUGAAUGUCCAUUCGUGGCCAAGAGGGUCCCAUCUGACAGAACCUUGUUGUUUAUGACCACGGAUGACGACGAUUUUCCAUUCCCUGUGAAUGCGGACGCAGUUAGAAAAUACUUCGUGAAAGAAACCCGCUGGAAAAAAAAAAAAAAAAAAAAAAAAAAAAGAAUAAAGAGUCCAGGCAAAAAAAUGGGCAUCCCGGCGAACCAAGAAAAAGAGAAAGGUUCGGGCAAAAAUUAGGGAUAUAAAUAGAAAAAAACUGUACACCCGGCAAGUUGAAAACCCGCAAGGGCGACUGGGGCAAAAAAGGGUAUCCCGGUGGACUGAAACCCGAAAGGGCGGUCCAGGCAAAAGAGGGAAUAAAACGAACAACUGCGUCUAGCAUGAUCAUUUGUGCUCAUGAUGACUUGGAUAAUCUCCGACAGAGACCGAUCGGAAGCGUCUUGUUCAGAAGACAGAAGGUGCGGAAAGUCCUGAGGACAUAUGAGGUGUAACUAAGUUGGAACCCGAUGAGAUCACGGUUUCACGUUGCCAUUAGGAUAGAUUUUUCCUUUUGUGUGCAAUCACCUCUUUCCAGGGUUUGCUUCCUGUGUGUUGCUCGAUUGUGAGCCAUCUUUUAUUCCAGUAAAAUAAAGCGUGUGUUCAGUCAAAUAAUUUUGUUUUGUUGUCAUUACCGUUUUGAUUACGAAAACAUCCGUUUGUUUUGAUAAGAAUAUUUGCAUUUUGAAACAUAGAGGUCUCUUCCAAUGCAUGCUUGUAUGAUUGAAAUCUGGAAAUCUUACCUGGAAGUCUGAGUGACCUAAGUGUUGAAAUAUCAGAACACCUGGGGCAUACCUGGGGCACGUUUUUAUCUGACGAUCUCUUGUGCAGAGCCUGAUUAGGGGCAACGGAUAGUUUAGCGGUGAAGAGACGGUGAAGGAUUACGACCACGGUCCUGGAAAAUUAAUCAAGAAGACUCUUCAAAGUCUGAUGAUUGGAAAGUUUGCAUGAAUACCAGGAGUUCGAUCCCCGUGGAGUACGGACGAGAUUUGGAAUACAAGAUGAUGGAGCAGAAAAGUCCAGAAGAGUCUGAGAGUUCUUAAAAGUGGAAAGUCAACACUAUGGGUGGAUGAUGGAUACCAGUGUUCGACGAGUCGACCGACACCCCCGUCAAACAGGCUGUAUCUCCCCAGAGGAUUAAGAGUGUGAUCUCCCUGACAGAUUCGAGAUCGUUGUCUCCUCAGCAAGCCUGAAGGUUGUCACGUCCCCAGCCCAAGCCAGUAUUGAAGCUAUCAGAAUUAUUUUCCCCUGCAGAGAUACCUGUGGACAGUACCUUCUUUCCCCAGCAGAUCUAAGGAUUGCUUCUCCCCAGCAGGCCUAUGCUUGCAGAUUUCCCCAGUUGAGAAUCCCCGCUGAGCGCCUGACAGUUAUUUUCCUCGGGAGCACCCCAGUGGAGUUUAUCUGUAGACCGUUGGUGUGUCCCCCAACAAUUGGUUUUGUGAUACUAUCAUCUCCAGUAUGACCGUGAGUGCUUAUCCCAAGCAGGUUUGUGGGAAUUCAUCUCCAGUAUGAUAUGACGUGCUAUCAUCCUCGACAGAGUUGUUACUCUUGCCACUACGGUUGUUCUCUCCACUAUGGUUUUUCUCUCCAGCAGAAUGGUGUGGUUUUUCCUCAGCAAGUUCCCCGAGUGGAGCGGGUCUUAUGAAAUGCAUCACCAGCAGUGAUUCUCCUACAUAUGGAUUGGUUGGGUCGUCCCUAGUGGAGUAGUAUUUAUUUCUCCAACAGAGUUCAUCCUACCAGUGGAUUGGACGGGUUUUUGUAGUAGACUGAUAUCUGCAUCCUCAGCUGAGUUGAGUCUACCUAUGGAUCGCGUGGAUUAUCCCCAACGGAGUAACGGACAUUCUCCAAAGCAGGGUUUAUCCUAUCUGAAGAUUGGUUGAGUCUUCCUCCCAGCGAAGUCGCUUUACCAUUCCCCAGCGCAGUUCCUGGAAUUCCCCGGUGUUGUCUCCGAAGGAGACGUGUGUUUAUGCAUUCAUCAUUUAGAUAAGCAUAGCAUAUUGCAUCAUUAGUGCAUAGCAUUUCCAUGAUCAUUGGGCAUUGUGUAAAACAAGGAAAAACUCAUGCAUCAACAUAGCAAGCAUAUCCAUUAGCCCUAGGCCGUGGUGACCAGCCGAGGUUGGGUUGUUGGAAAGAGUUUAGCAUCGCGCCACUGGAUCGGCUUCAGAAUCGGGUUCAUCAGCAUGGUUGAGAGGUUGGUGUUUUCCCAACAAGUGACUCCUCAGUCGAGUGGGUAUCCCCAGCAAUGUUACUCCCCAAUUGUUGGCAUCUUGCCAGCUUGGGUCUUUUCUCCUUAAGCAGAUAUGGGUGUGUCCGAUCUCUCCAUGUAGAGUCUACCCCUUAAGCAGAAAGUGUCAAUCUUUUCCUGCCAUUUCCCCACUGAGAUACGUCCUCGUGGAUGACGGUUGCUUCCGUUCCCUCCCAACACACAUUGGGAUGGGUUUUCCCUAUUGAGUUCUUUCCUCAUUAGGAUGAGUCUUGUUUCAGUCUGCCUUUUUGGAUCGAUCCUAAAUUGGCUUCCUGUUGGCUGUCUCCUGUACUUCCCCAGGGCAUAAAUGAAUAGUCGCUCACUAACCGGCACUCAUUCAUUUCAUCCUCAGCGGAAUUUGUUGGCCUCUACCUACAAACCGGUAGUUGUAAGUCCUAUCUUUGUGGUUUUCUACCUACUAGCUGGUAGUUGUAAAAUCCCACUUUCAUCCCCUUGGUGGAGUUAACCCCUUGUGCUCAUCCCGAUGAUGACUGGUUACUUUUCCAUUGGCCUCAACCUACAACCCGGUUAUGGAUAAUCUUCCAUGCGAGUGUAUUAUCUACGUUUUGACGGCUAUAGAUAAUAUACUUAUGUUUUUCCGGUAUUCAGACCGAAGGAGUUUCCGACGAUCAGGUCGAUGUACUCAUGGCACUCAGGCCAAUUUCCCGGUGUUCAGACCGAAGGAGUUUCCGACGAUCAGGUCGAUGUACUCAUGGCACUCAGGCCAAUUUCCCGGUAUUCAGACCGAAGGAGUUUCCGACGAUCAGGUCGAUGUACUCAUGGCACUCAGGCCAAUUUUCCGGUAUUCAGACCGAAGUGGCGAUCAGGCCAAUCCGAUUUUCAAAUCAAAGAAGUUUUCCUCCUCUCCGUUGGUGUCGAUAAACGUCGAGUUUUUCCCGAUCAUCCGUUGAUGAUUUGGUUGUGUCCUCCUUCCCAAGUGAAGUAUUCUCCUCUCCGUUGGUGUCGAUAAACGUCGAGUUUUUCCCGAUCAUCCGUUGAUGAUUUGGUUGUGUUCACUCUCCCCAGUAAAGUUUUCUCCUUCUCCGUUGGUGUCGAUAAACGUUGAGUCUCCCUUUCGUCCUAUGACGUCUAGUAAAGUUUUCUCCUUCUCCGUUGGUGUCGAUAAACGUUGAGUCUCCCUUUCGUCCUAUGACGUCUGGUUGAGUUUUCUCCUUCUCCGUUGGUGUCGAUAAACGUUGAGUCUCCCUUUCGUCCUAUGACGUCUGGUUGAGUUUUUCACCUUCUCCGUUGGUGUCGAUAAACGUUGAGUCUCCCUUUCGUCCUAUGACGUCUGGUUAAGUUUCCUCCUCUCCGUUGGUGUCGAUAAACGUCGAGUUUUUCCUAUUCGUCCUAUGACGUCUAAUUGUACCUGUCCCCACGUGGAUUUACCUCUCCGUUGGUCUUGGUAAACGUUGAGUUUUUCCCAUUUCGUCCGUUGAUGUAUGGUUGUAUCCCUUCCAUUCAUUCAUUAAUGUUUGGUUACCUCUCCGUUGGUCUUGGUAAACGUUGAGUUUUUCCCAUUUCGUCUGUUGACGUAUGGUUGUAUCCCUUCCAUUCAUUCAUUAAUGUUUGGUUACCUCUCCGUUGGUCUUGGUAAACGUUGAGUUUUUCUCAUUUCGUCCGUUGAUGUAUGGUUGUAUCCCUCCCAGUCAUUCAUUAAUGUCUGGUUACCUCUCCGUUGGUCUUGAUGAACGUCGAGUUUUUCCUAGUUGUCCGUUGGCAUCUAGUUGUGAUUUCUUUUCCCAUUUAUCGUCGUUGCGAUGUCUGGAUGUGGCCGUACCCUUUGAAAACAAAAAAAAAAACAACAACAAAAUACCCAGUAAUAAGUAUCAGAUCCCAGUGGACGUUUCCAUUGGUGGAUCCCUGUAUUGUGCAAAUUCUACAGUUCUUUGGUAUUCAAUCCCUGUUUACCCUGAAAGUCUGACAGCCGUUGCUCUCAUCCAUUCGGGUUCCCAGCUGAUUGAAUAGGGGCAGCUGUAGCACCUCAAAUUUGCACCUAUCAUUGUACAUACAUUUUCAUAUUAGGUCAUAGCAUAUCAUGGUCCAUUGCAUAGCAUUGCAUUGCCUCUUUUGCUUCAAGAGCAAGCAAGUCAAGAAAUUAGGUCAAACUGAUCAGAAGAUCAGUCAACCAAGCAAGCAAGCACAAUUCUCAAGGAGCCAAGGCCCUAGGGUUUGUCCAACAAGUUCACAUGACUUGGAGGUCCAUUUGAAGUGUUCAAGUCAAGGGUUGAAGGCUCAGAGGUCAUCAGUUCAUACACAGACAGUCAAAAACCCUAAGACAGUCAACAGUCAGUCAAAGCUGUGGAUGGUGGCCAUUCUUGUGGAAUUUGGGCACCAUGAUCAAUAAUCAAGAGUUCAUACAACUUGAGACAUUAUUUGAAGUCAAGUUCUCAAGGAAUUAGGGUUUGGAAUUCAUCAGAAGAGGUUCAGUCAGGCAGAAACCCUAAAAGUCAACUGUUGGUCAACUGUCCAUUUAAUCAGUGAUUUGAUGAUGGGAUUUGGUUUGAGAGAGUUUAUUCAUGUCCAAAUAGGCCUCAUAUAUCAUGUAAAACACCACCAUGGAAGAAUUUGAAGCCAGAUCAGAAAUUUCCAAAAAUGGAAACUGGACCUGUAACUGAAACUUACCAAAAAUGGAAAGUCUUGAUCCUCAAACUUACAUCAUGAUACAAGCUUCAAAUGAAUUUUUGCCCAACAUGAAAGUUGAAGAUCUUGUUCUCCCAUUUCCAAAAAGUCCAAGAACUCUCAAUUCCCAUGUGUGGUUGGCAAGUUAUGAUCGAAUCGAUUUCAGAAAAUCUUGAACUUCAAAAGGCCAUAUCUCUCAAACCGUUUGGCCAAUUUUGGUGGGGUUUUUUCCUACAAGUCACAUUUGAUCCCCUCUUUCCAAAAAUAUAAAUUUCAUGAGCCAAAACUUCACCAAUCAAAAUGGCAUUUUUUGACUUAUCUCAUUUAAAUUCAAGUUUGACCAAGGGUUGACUUUUUGAAAUAAUCAUCUUUGAACCAUUUGGCCAAUUGAAAUAGCUCAGAAAUGUCAUUUAAAAUGUGUUUGCAAGCUCAAUUAUGCAGUACAUGUGGCCAUUCUUUAACUUGUUUGAAAUUUGGACAAAAGGUACACUUUCACCAUGCUACUCCAUACUAUCCACCAUACCUUGCUUAGUACUCUCAAAUAGCAGACCUUAUGCAUCAUUUCUCUGUCAUUUUGAAACCUCAUUGUGCAGCCAUAACCAACAGAAAAAGGUCAUACCUAGUUGCUUGAAAAUGGGCAAAAGGACACUUUCAUCCAUACUUCCAUGGACCUUGCUUUGUACCAUGACAUAGCAGCCUUGUUCAUCAAUUUUUCUGUCAUUUUUUGAGUACACUACUAGCUGCCAACUUCACUCAUGCUGAAAACUCCUGUGGUGCAUUUUUCAUUUUUCUGUCCAAAAAACUCCAAAGUUACAACCCUGCCUUGCCACAGAAGCAACUUUUCAACAGCAGGUUUGGUGUUGGAUUUUCUGUCAUUAGAGGACAGCAACAGCAGCCAACAUAACAAGAGGAACAAAACCACCUUCACUCACUCCCUCAAGAAUGGACCUUGCUUGGCAUUUAUCUAAAAUCUGUCAAGACUCCCAAAGUGAAAAGCAUUACCUAACCACUAAGCAACAUCCAACAGCAGACCUGAUGCAGCAUUUUUCUAUCAUUUUGAAAUUCAAUUGCAGCCUCUAACCACACAAAUCCUCACUCUCUCUCAUUGGACAUUCUCUCUCAAAAUUGCCAAUGCUGUUCAAAACAACCAGCAACACAAAACAGCAGGGCUUUUCAUCAUGUUUCUAUCAUGAGUAACACUUAGCAGCCAUCAAACAUAACACAACCAAACCUCACUGAUGCUAAAAUCCUCACUCUCUCUCAUUUGGCAUUUUGGACAAAAUUGCAAAUUCAGUUCUAAACAACAAGCAACAUAAAACAGCAUGUCCUUUCCUCAUUUUCCUGUCAUGUGAAACCAGUUGCAACCAACACAAACCAUUUGGGCCAAGGCAAAAAAAAAAGAAGCCAUUGUUCACUCAUUCUAAAAACUCACCUUGCUUUGCAUUUUUAAAAAAAACUCAGUCCAAACACAAAAGGAACCAGACCUGGCCUUGGCUUGAGGCAAUAUUUUCCACCAUUUUGCUGUCAAAGAAACCAGCUGCAGCCAACCAUCCAACAGCAGAAACCCUUGCUCACACUCAUUUCUCUCAAGCUUCAUCUCUUGCUCAUGAUGAACUGAACCUGCCUUGCUUAACACAAUAUCUCCUCAUCAUUUUUCUGUCAAAAAAAUGAAACCAACUAGCAGCAGCCAUGACACAUGAGAAGACAGAAAUCACUCAUUCAUCUUGCUUUGGCAUUUAGCAUUACCUGUCAAACUUCCAAAAAGAAACAAAACCUGGCACUGCUAUUUCACUAUCCAUUUCAUCAUAGGAAAUCAUUAGCUGCAACCAUCAAACACAUCAAACCAGGAUUCAUUCAUCACUCAUCCUAAAAACCUUCAUUUUAUGCAUUUCCAAAAAGCUGUCCAAGAACCUCCAAAAGAACCCAGCCUUGUAUUGUGUUCUCACCAUCCAAGCAUCAUCUUAGACUCAUGGCAAGCAUCAUCCUUCAUCUGUAAACUCCUUUUCCACUGCUGCUUUGAAAGGACAUCAUCCAUGGCAGAAAUUGUUUGAGCUCAUUCCAAGCAUCCACAAGCCAAAGCUCUUCAACCAAUCAACACUUGGAAGGCCUUGCUUCAUCUGUCUCACCAUUAAAAGGCCAAAACCACACUGUUUCUCAUUCUGCUUCAAUUUUUGGUAUGGAUUCGACCCCCCCCCCCUUUUGUUUAAUUAUUACAUGCUUUCAAAAGGUCUUUCAAUGUUGAGUUUAGUGAUGUCUUUAUUUUUGAAAAUGGUUAAGUAUGUGUGGAGUUAUGCUGUUUGGAAGUUUGAUGAUGCUUAUUUACUUUGCUCGAUUCUUGGCUUGUAUGGUGUUUUAAUGGAAAUCAAUGAUGGAUUCAUGUUUGUCAUUGCUUGCUGGUCACUUGGGUAUAAUCGAUUUUGAUUUUUGGGAAAGUUUGUAAAAUUCGAUUGAAAGAGGGAUGAAGAUGCUGAAACCCUAAUUACCAAAUGCAUUUCCCAGAUUUUCUUCAUCAUUUCCACAUGCAUGGCAUGGCUUUCCUCACCAACCAAUGAAAACAUUUCCUUUUAAUGGCCAAAACGACCGUGUUUAGAUAAGUGACCCAGGGAAUUACAAAAAUGCCAUCCUUGCUUUAUUAAUCCAAAUUAAUUUCACAUUUUAAUCACCAAUCUUGCAAAAAUCAUAAAUGCUUCAAUUUUAAUCCAAUUUGAAUGGGAUUUUUUGUGUUGUGUUCAUCAUGAUCUCUACUUUUUUAUCAUUAUUUUUCCAGAAUUUUUGGAUGAGUAGUUUUUAAAUGGCCUUAGGGUUUGUGACAUGUAUGCAAAUAUUAUACACUUUGCCAAAUCAAUUGUGAAAUGAUGAGGAUGUAUCCAAUGGUUCCCAAAUUUUUUGUGCUUAAACUAGACACAUUCAUGGUGAUUUUGGUGUAGAGUUUGUGAAUUUAUCAUUUGUGGUUUGUGAGUUAUGAUUUUUUGAAUUAGGGUGUGACAAUUUGUGUCACACCAUUGAUGUCCAACUUGAUGAUUUUCAUUACCAUGCUUCUUGACCUCCAAUUGAUCUGAUUUUUUGCAUGAACCUACUCUUGUAUGUCUAGUUUACAUGUGAUUUUUUAUUGGAAUUAUUUGAAGCAUUUUCCUAAUUGUUUGAGAUUUUCUCCCCUGCUUGGUCAUAUGUUGACUUCUUGUGACACAUGUUCCCAUUUCAUUUGUGAAAUUCUCAUACUUUGUUAGAUGGACAUGAAAUUUUACAUGAGAUAACUAGACAUCCUCAUCUUUACCAUGGUUUUGAUCCCAUUCAUUUCUCAUACACCAUCUCUGACUUAUGAUUUUUCUAAGUUGAUGCAUGUUUGGGUGACUCCUUUGAGCAUGUUCAAAAUUGCUUUGACUUUCUGAUUUUCAUUGACUGCCUUCCACUUGUCCAAAUGAGAUGAAAUUUGACAUGCUUACCAUGCUGUGGAUUGUGAUUGAUCAUGAUUUAUUUGAUGAUUUUUGGAAAUGUUUAGGAUUGCUUUUGAUUCAAGUCUUGCUGUUGACUUCUAUGAGCUUCUAAAUGCCAUGUUUUGAUUUCUUUUGUUCAUAAAAUGAUGAUGAUGAUUGAUAUGAAUGUGAACCCAAUUGGUUGUGUCUCUUAAUGGUUUGAACAUGAUUUUGGACACUCAUCCUUUGCUGUUUUGACUUUUUCAUUCUCUUUUGACCCUAGGCUUGUCCUAGUGGUCCUGUUACUCACUUUUAAGCUUGUGUUUUCAGGUUGACCAACAAAUGACCAAUGAGACUAAUUCUUUUUGAUUGGGCUUGCCUAAAUACCAUGACUAACUUGUUUGUUUUGUAGGUAGCUUGGCUCACAUGCCUUAAGCUUUGUGCCUUGCACAUUCACUUGCUUGUGUUGACUGGUUGAUGUCUGUUUCUUUUUUACUUUGUUUGAAGUUGCAUACUAACAUCUGCUUGACUGUUUCAGGUGCUUUUAGUUGCUUAGUUCCUUGUGAACUUUUUGCUUUGCUUUGCUUGCAUAAGCAAUUUGCAUUGAGGUAUGUCUCCUUUUCUUCAUGUAGUCUGGAAGACCUGGCCUGUUAUUUGGCCAGGCAACUGUCUGAAGCCCUCCUUAAGAGGCAAUGUUUGUGGAUGUUUAAUUUUGUCCUUGCAUAGAGUCAAAGUCCUCCUAAGUGAAGAGGCAAUUGGUGGAAGGUAGGGAUAUGCAAUCUAUCCCCCACUAUUCAGUGUGUCAUCUGCUUUGCUCACACCACUGUGUUGAUGCAUUGCAGAUACAAACCCAAGAUCUUGUACAAUUGUACAGUUGAGUCAGUCUUAAAUGUGUAGAAGGGUUCCCACUUUCUGGACCCACACAUUCUUGUCUUGAGCUCUCCCAGGCCAGGGAUAAGAGUUGUGAAGUCUUACCUUCACUCACCUUUCAUCUGCUUCACCUUAGCCCCUCAAUGGCAAGGUUAAGAGCACAUUCACCCAGUUCCAGAGGUUUGUUUGUUGAGGUUGAUAUGACCCCUCGACUAAAACCUAGCCUUGUUUGAGCCACUUGCUUGUGUAUAGUGUGUGCUAUCUGUGCUUGUAGGAUUGUUUGACUUGCUUCCUGUGCAAGUUAGGAUUGUUUGACUUGCUUCCUGUGCAAGUUAGGAUUAGUUUAGACUUGCUUCCUGUGCAAGUUAGGUUUUGCUUGGCUUGCUUCCUGUGCAAGUUAAGUGUGUGUGUGGCUUGCUUCCUGUGCAAGUCAUGUCUAGGAUAGGCUGGCUCUCUGUGCCAGUUAGCUAGAAACCUUAACUUAGGGAUGAUUUGCAUGAUAACAUCUAGGCUCGAGUCGUAGUCUCCCUAGUGUUGUGUCUCCCUCUGUUAUCUGGUUAGGCUAGUCCUUUAUCCCUCCGUAGGGGAACUACAUCGCCCUGAUCUUCACACCAGAUGAAGUAUGUAGGCAGGAGAUUGAGCUGAUCUCUCCGGGCGCCUUUUCUUUCUUUUGUGUGUGUUGUCUGACCUUUGCUAGGCUCGAGUCUGUGACUCCUUAGCGUUUGCUGUCUGUCUGUUUGUGUGUGUUUGACAGUUAUAGGCUCGAGUCCCCGACUCCCUAUUAACCUGUUGUGUUGUUGUGUGCUUGGAAGCUGAUGUAAGUCCAUCGAGUGGCAUUUGGGUUCCAGUGUGCGUGCGUUUGGUUCGGAUGCUGAUGUAAGUCCAGUGAUUGGCAUUCAGGCUCCACGUUUGCCUCUUUGUGUGAGUUUAGGUUCGGAUGCUGACAUAAGUCCAGUGAUUGGCAGUCGGGCUCCACGUUUGCCUGUGUUUGUGUUUGUUUGUGUGCGUGUCAGCCGAGCUACGAAUGCUCUGAUUCUUCUCUCGUCCGAGAAGAUACGUAUGCAUAGGAUGCGAUAUCCUAGCGAGCAUGUGUCGUUUCCCCAGUCCGAACUACUUCGACUCUGAUGUCUAUGCCUGAUAGACUAAGUAGUCCCAGGAUGCGGCAUCCUGCCGAGUCAGUUUCAGUCAGUCUCUUUUGUCUCUUUCAGCCAGUGUGUGUAUGUGUGUGAGCAGUGUUUAGCAACCAAUAUUCCUUCCUUUUAUGCGUGGAUCCCGUAGAGUACUACGGAUGCGUAGGGGUGCUAAUACCUUCCCUUCGCCUAACCGACUCCCGAACCCAUCCUCUUUGGUCGCGAGACCAUGUUCCUUCCAGGUUUACUUCGAGCGUUUCCUUUCCCUCUUUUGGGAUAAAUAACGCACGGUGGCGGCUCUGUUGUGUCUUGUUUCCCGCCGGUUUUUCGCGCGAUGCGACAGGUGCUAAUACAUUCCCCUUAUGUAAUCCACUCCCGAACCCGAAUAUGGUUGCGAUGACCAUUAUUCUAUUUCUUAAAGGUUUUAUCGAUAUUUUCCUAUUCCUUCAUUGGGAUAAAUAAAGUUCGGUGGCGACUCUGUUCGAACAUAAAUUUUUUCCGUGACCAUCGCGAGGAAUCGUAUUUUUCGAGAUGCGACAGUAUGUAUACAUUGAUUAUAUAGUUGCUAAAUCCACUUCAAAAAAUUGUCAUUUGGACCACCUUCGACAGUCCUUUGAAAGGAUGAUGAAAUAUGGAUUGAAAAUCAAUCCAUUAAAAUGUACUUUUGAUGUUCACGCAAGUGACUUUUUGGGCUUUGUGGUUCACAAAAAAGUCAUUGAAAUAAACCAAAACAAGACGAAGGUUAUACUUAGUAGAAAGCCUCCAUCAAACAAAAAGAAACUUGAAUCUCUAUUGGGUAAAAUUAACUUCUUAAGGAGAUUCAUUUCAAAUCCAAGUGGUAAGACAAAAAUAUUCUCAGUAAUGCUGCGUAUGAAGAAGGAAGAAGGAAGAAGGAUUCAAGUGGGAUCCAAAACAUCAAAAAAUAUUUGAUGAAAUCAAGAGCUAUUUGAUGAAUCCUUAUAUUCUCUUACCUCCUAUCAGAAAUAUGCCUAUGAAAUUGUAUAUUUUUGCAUCUGAAUUGACUAUAGGAAGCAUGUUAAUCCAAAAGGAUGAUGAUGGUGUCUAAAGAGACAUUUAUUACAUCGGUUGAGUUUUGCGUGAUGUAGAAACUAGGUAUAGCUCAAUAGAAAAUUUGUAUAUUUGUUUGUAUUUCUCUUGUACCAAAUUAAAAUAUUAAAUAAAAUUGACUGAUGUUUUUGUCUA
Lathyrus oleraceus (garden pea) is the source of this 22911-nucleotide messenger RNA. RefSeq lists its product as uncharacterized. The record is from RefSeq and is a predicted model, not a curated record. NCBI's taxonomy places the organism in Eukaryota, Viridiplantae, Streptophyta, Magnoliopsida, Fabales, Fabaceae. The coding region runs from base 8334 to 9626 and encodes 430 amino acids. The transcript has 3 exons.